Messenger RNA from Sinocyclocheilus grahami, 4518 nucleotides. RefSeq names its product clavesin-2. Gene Ontology annotation, molecular function: phosphatidylinositol bisphosphate binding. Lineage: Eukaryota; Metazoa; Chordata; Actinopteri; Cypriniformes; Cyprinidae. Gene Ontology annotation, biological process: lysosome organization. The transcript has 5 exons. Bases 723 to 1712 code for a protein of 329 amino acids. The record is from RefSeq and is a predicted model, not a curated record. Gene Ontology annotation, cellular component: membrane; endosome; clathrin-coated vesicle.
CCUCCGCCAUGUGAUGACGGACAGACUGUAUCACCGGAGCGAUGCUUGAAGUCACUCUCAUCAGCAACAAAGCGAAGCAACAGCAGCAGCAGCACUGACGUAAACCAUCCACCACAUCACCGGAAUCAUACGGACCAGGACCGACACCAUAUCGUCUCCUCCGAAGGACGUAUAGGAUGGAAACGGAGCGCUGAGAGAGACUGGGAUCGUGAUAAUGCUCGGACUCCAAUUCACGGCAACAUUUGAAAUGCGCGUUAAAUGGAGACUCAUGACAAGAGAUGCUGCAGGGUGCCGCAUUGCCUGGCCGCUUGAUGAUGGUAGGAUAGAGCAGCGCUUUUAACCGUGAUGCUCGUUCUUAGAUGCUUUCGGGGUGGGAUUUGUAGUCGAUUGAAUGCCUCAGAUUUGAUCAUACGCAAACUAAGACGAUUUCAGCCUGCUUAAGCCAUACAUGCAUACACAUAUACAAUCGAUGAGCACGACCAGAUGAAUGUGAAUUUACGUUGCAGAACAAGCAUUAAUAAACCCACAAUACAGGUGAACUCAGAAGGAGUAUAUGAGGUGAACUAACAGUGUCGUAGCUAACACUCAGGACCAUCUCCGAAGUCAGGUUUUUAUUUGCCAGCACUGCUGUGAUAGGGCUCUUUAUGAUUGAUAUUUUCAUCAUCAGUUAGGUAAUAUACAGUGAUAGUAUACACAGUCAGUCUUGGUUCAGUGCAAGGACAAUGACUCAUUUACAGGCAGGCCUGUCUCCAGAAACCCUGGAGAAAGCCAAGGUGGAGUUAAAGGAGAACCCCGACACUUUGCAUCAGGACAUACAGGAGGUUAGGGACAUGAUCAUCACCCGUCCAGACAUUGGCUUUCUCAGGACAGAUGAUGCUUUCAUCCUGCGCUUUCUUAGAGCCCGGAAAUUUAACCAUUUCGAGGCCUUCCGCCUCCUGGCCCAGUACUUUGAGUACCGGCAACAGAACCUUGAUAUGUUCAAGAACCUCAAGGCCACCGAUCCGGGGAUCAAGCAGGCUCUGAAGGAUGGAUUUCCUGGGGUUCUGUCCAAUUUGGAUAGAUACGGGAGGAAGAUUCUGGUUCUGUUCGCGGCGAACUGGGAUCAGAGCAGGUACACUUUUGUGGAUAUUCUGCGAGCUAUUUUACUUUCUCUGGAGGCAAUGAUAGAAGACCCCGAGCUACAAGUAAAUGGAUUUGUCUUGAUCAUUGACUGGAGUAACUUCACUUUCAAGCAAGCUUCCAAGUUAACUCCAAGCAUGCUGAGAUUGGCAAUUGAGGGCCUGCAGGAUAGCUUUCCAGCAAGGUUUGGAGGGAUUCAUUUUGUCAACCAACCUUGGUACAUCCACGCUUUGUACACAGUCAUCCGGCCUUUCCUCAAGGACAAAACAAGAAAAAGGAUUUUCAUGCAUGGAAACAAUCUGAACAGCUUGCACCAGCUGAUCUUGCCUGAGAUUCUGCCAUCUGAGCUGGGUGGCAUGCUGCCUCCUUACGACAUGGGCACCUGGGCCAGAACGUUGCUGGACCACGCGUAUGACGAAGAGACGGACUACUGCCCUGAAUCCUAUACCUUGUCUGUCAAAGACCUGGAGAAAGAUCUGUCCCCCAAAACUAUGAAAAGGUCCCAGUCUGUGGUCGAACCAGGUGUCCUGAAACGACCAGAGAAAGUGAAAAGCGAAGAAGAAAACAUGCAGCCGCUGCUUUCUCUGGACUAAAGGCUUUUAAUUCCCCAGGCAACGAGGAAAUGUCAAGCCCCGUACGCUGGGGAGGAGCGCACCUUGUUCCUGUAACACGAGAAGAAAAAAAAAUACAAAGAAAGGAAAUGUUAAAAAGCGAAAGAACACACGAACAGCCUCCAGGAACACUGCAGAGAGCUGCCGGUUUAAAUGAUAUUUUUGAAGCAAAGAGCUAAGGGCGGACGUCCGUAUGUAAUUGUCAAGUGCCAAUUCAAAUCUGUAAAUACACUCCAGUUCUAGACGUGAGAUUGAGGGAGUAAUUGUGACAUGAACCUGUAAAGACUGCUGUGAAUAUCCUGUGUGUGCUUCUCGUGAUUAUUAUGUAGAACAUGGUGCUGUAGGAUGGGUAAUCAUGCUUAUAAAGAUUCACAAGCUUUGGGGUUUCCGGCAUUUAUAAUCCCCAAAUCAGAAGUCGCUCAGGAGUAUUUCGAAAGGAACGCAUAAAGCUGUUGACGGUGUCAGACAGGCAUAUGCUUCUUCCAUUAAAGGAAACACCAUCAUUGGUCCAGGUUUCAGUGUUUCACAGCAAAUACCCCUUUACGAAGAAAAGAUUUUUCUAAUGAGCGUUUGCUAAUAUUAUUUUAACGCGCGUUUUCGGUUUAGUAUUCUUAUAUCCCAGAGAGGUCGAGUCACAUUUAGUAGGCUUUAGCUGAUUCUUCACUGAUGGCCUUGUUGUUUACACUCUGUCGUAGAUCUAUGGAAUAUUGCUUUAUUUAAUAACCAUUUCCAUAUUAGACUAAGUUGGUUUCCAAGGCAUUUGUAUUCACACCAAGGACCAGAUACAUUACAACAAAGUACCGUCUUUGCCAUCUUUUCAACUUCAGAGUCAUUUCUGCUGAAGUUAAAGGAAUAGUUCACACAAAAAUAAGUAUUCUCUGUUUAUUUACUCACAUAUUUUAGUAUCAUUGAGAUACCAUUGUAGUUUUUAUUACUAUUUUGAUUAUUUUUAUUAACUAAAUGAAUAGUUAAAACUCUAUAUGUUGAUAUAUAUAAUAUAUUUGCUGGCCAUAUGUUGAUAUUUUUCCAUGAAAACACGAAAGGAGAGAUUUGAGGAGUUUGGAACAACACGAUGGUGAGUAAAUAAAGACAAGACGUUCGUUUUUGGUUGCACUAUUCACUGGAACACUAACACAGAGGAUUACACAGAGCCACGAAGGUGUUGUAUAUAGUGACACAUGCUAGUGCAUGCCUCCACAUGCUUCUCUUGGUCAGCUUAUGGUUUAGAUUGUGUGAAAAUGGUUUACUCUAAAUUACUCGGCUGUUUUAUGAUGCCUGGGGUGUUGGCAAUAGGUUUUUACAGCGGUUAAGUUUCAAGCCCAAACGAGUGAAUUUAACACACAGAUAAUUUCACCAUUUGAUACUUUGUGAGUGCGUGUAAGGAACAAGGGCAAUAUACACUACAUUUAAAAUACAUAAUGUACAUAAAAAUCUUCAAGGCUUUCACUUUUGCUGAUAUUUUUUUCUCCAUGGGAGAAAAUAAUUACACAUUCUCAUUGAUUUUGAGCAAAUUAUACUUCCCAGACACAGAUUUCGAUAUAAAUACGUAAUCAAAGCUUCUAGCUUGGCUAAACAGUCAAUUUAGGAAUACUGUGGUUAUUUUGUGUGAUACAUAAUGUAAAAUUCUGUGGGUACAGCUUUGUACAGUGGCUCAGUUUGGUCCUGUUUUUAUUUUCUUAUUUCAUAUAAAUCAAUAACUACUCAACUAUUACACAUACAUUGCUGUACACUUGCAUAUAUGAUGACAUACAAUAUGGAUGUAUUGACAGCAUCUAAUGUAUCUAACAUACACACAGAUUUAGAAAUCAAUAGAUUACAUACAGUACAAUCAGCCUAACAAUUUCAUGAAUCUCCAAAGUUGUUAGUUAUAUGUUAGAUGCUGUUAAUACAUUACUUGUAUUCAGUGUUUAUGCAAACACCUUGAUUUUUUUCCCAUCUGUAGCUUUUGAACACUAAGACUUUACAAUUUACAGUACAAUGAUAUAGCUCGUGUUAAGGAAGGUGAUAUCUGUUUUUUAUUUGCUAAAACUAAAGUCUGCCCACUCUCACGACUCAUUGGGCUUCUAACAUCUCAAAGAGCGAUUUUUUUUCUCUAAAACCUUGCAAUAUCAUUCUGAACAGAAUCAGGGAGAACAAAAAUUUGAAAAUUGGCUGUUUUGAAUCAGAAUGUAUUUCCCAGAGAGUAAUGGUGUUAUGUACAGUAUAGUCAUUAUUACACUUCAUGUGUCACAUUCAGAUAUUGUGAGCAGGAAGGCCUCAAAUGAUGGUGUAAAUUGUUUCAGCAUAUAUUUAGUAGAGCUCUGUUAAUGCCAUGAUCAGUAUUUUAAUACACCUUGAAUUUAUUUGUAUUUAUGUACAUGCUUUGUUCAUGCUGCAUUAUGAACAGCCUUGUUUGUAUUUUAGGCAAUCAGAAUGUUGAUCAAAUUGUCUCCAUUUUCUAGCCUUGCUUUCUAUGGAUAUGUACAUGUAUUGCCAUUACAACCAAAGCAACCCUGGGUCAAAGAAACCAACAAUUAUCCCAUGCUUUUCUAAAGACUACAGGAACAAUAUUUCUUUGAUUGUUGGCUUAUCUUUUCCAUAUCACUUUGAUUGUAUAAUAGGGUGUUAGUGCUGAGAAGCUCAUGCAGUAUAGAGGUAUUAUCAUGCAGAACAAUACAUGUGGUUUAAAGGAACAUGUUGAAUGGAAGUAAAUAUGUGUAUAUGUCCUUUCAAAAUGCUGAGAUAAAUUAUGUAACUGAAACUAAACUGCGAAAGGAAAAAAAGCAGCCAAUAAAUAUUCAUAUACAUA